AUGCUGCUGCUGCUGCUGCUGCUGAAGAAGAANCGUGAAAAAGCUGGGAUCAUUGAGAGCGCUGAUUUGGACAAUUUCUACGGGGCACAUUUGCUAAUGCUGAAUUCAUCACGUCCUUCGAACACAAAUUGCUCGAUCGUGGUUUAUGUGAUCAGUACCACUCCGAUGCUGCAUCCGUUAAAUCUUCUGCAUUCGGAUUUUCACCACCCAGGACACAUGAAAAAUUACAUCAACUGA
Molecule: messenger RNA, 237 nt
Organism: Anisakis simplex (herring worm)
Lineage: Eukaryota; Metazoa; Nematoda; Chromadorea; Rhabditida; Anisakidae
Source: the annotation of a GenBank genome assembly